Messenger RNA from Paramecium sonneborni, 7828 nucleotides. NCBI's taxonomy places the organism in Eukaryota, Ciliophora, Oligohymenophorea, Peniculida, Parameciidae. The record is from the annotation of a GenBank genome assembly.
AUGGCUUGUGCUUAGUUUUAUUUCAUCAUUCUUCAAGUUUUAGCCGAUUGGAGACUUAUAGAUUAUAGUUUUUCAGAUAUACAAAUUUUCGAAAAUGAUUGGGAAAUGAAAGAGAGUUGUUCUGGUUCUGAUACUUCAUUCAAAAAAGGAACUUGUAGUUAGAAUUUCCGAUAGUAUGUAAAAUUGACAGAUGAUGAGCGAUAUUUAUAAAAAUCCUUUAAUUAUAGAUGCUAUUAAGUUUAAGUAAUUUUUGAUGCCUUUUUUGAAGAUGCUGAUGAUGAUGAUAAUUCAUAUUUAAAAGUUUUCUAUGAUAGUAAUCAAGGAUCAUCAAGUGAUUAAAAAAUAUAUGAAAGAGUAUAUAGAGAAAGCCAUUUAUAAUAAAAUAGUGGUCGAAUAUGUAUUAGUGAUUCAAGCAAAUUUGAUCUAAAAACAAUAGUUAGUACAAGUAGUAUUUCAAACACAAAUAAUUUCGAUAUUAAAAUUUGUUUUGAUCCUGAUGAUGAUGAUAUGGUAAUUGGAAUAAGAAAUAUGCUUGUUUAUGUAAAUACUUGUCAUCCAACUUGCUUAACUUGUAAUGGACCUUCAGAAGUUGAAUGUUUAACCUGUUUUAAUAAUUAAAAUUUAUCAGGUGGUAAAUGUUAAUGCAUAUCUGAUUAAUAAUUUUCUGAAACUUUCAUAGGUUGUAGGUAAGAAUGUGAUAGGAAUUAUUCAUUAGCUCGUUUUGAUAAAAUUUGUGUAAAUGACACUCGUAUAAAAUAAAAUUUAACAUUAUUUUAAAAUUCAAAUAUUCCUCAAUCAAAUGAACGAUAUUCUCCUUUAAUAUUUAUUAAAGAUGAAUUUAAUCCUAAAAAUACUGAUUUAGUUUAUGAAAAUUGUAAUGGAAUCAGUUUUAUAGGAAAACUUUAAUUUAGUGAAGGUUUGCUUUAUUAAAUGAGCUUUGAAUAAGGAGUAAAAUUUUUAAGAAUUCGUAUAACCUUUUAUUUAUUUAACUUUAAAGUCUAAAGUAAAAUUACAAUCCUUUAAAACAAUCAAAUAUAAUCUAUUAUUACAAAAGAUUAAUCAAGUUUUUAGGUUGUAAAUUUAUUAAAAAUAUUUGAGAAAUUUAAUAGUUGUGAUGAAAGUUAUACUUUAUUAAGAGUUGAGAUUACAUUUUAAAUUUUUGACUCUAAUCCUGCUAUUUUAAUUUAGGGAUAACUUUAGGAUAAAACUGAAUCUUGGGGGUUAAGAAAUUUCACUGUUGACACAGGAUUUUGUUAAGAAAAUUGUUUGGUUUGUACUGAUUUUUAUACUUGUGGAUAGUGUAAUACAACAUAUAAAUUAUAUAAAAAUAAAUGUGUACAACAGUCUUGUCCCAUCCAUUCAUCUAAUUGUAUAGACUAUGAAGAUUUAAUUCCAUGUAAUUUUAUUUUUUUAUUAAUUAUUAGAUUCUAGAUAUAUAGCAAAAGGAUUUUAUGAUUUAAAUAUGACUUAUCAAGAAAUCUUAAAAUUUUAUGAUUCUUUUACAGAAUCAUCUAGUAGUUUUUCAACAUCAUAGACAUUUUCUUUUUUAAAUAAUAAAAUAGUAUUAGGUGGUUUAUUGGUUUGGAAUAAUGGUAUAUUUUCUAAGUCUUGGUCAAUAUAGAAGCCUCAUUAUGCUGUCACUGUUUAUUUUAAUUUAACAUAUGGAGAUGAUUACACAGGAUCAUUUUAUUAUAAAAUAGGUUUAACUAGCGCAUCUUUUCAAGGACCCUUUCUUAAACCUAGUGGAGGAUAAAAUUUGACAGGUCUAGCAGGUUUAGAAAGCACACGUUUUUUUAAUGUUAGUUUGACAAACUUUUAUUCAAGUAGUCUCUAUGUUGAAUUUUAAUGUUAAGUAUCAACUCCAAAUAUUACAAAAGAAUUCUGUGCAAUAUCAGAAUAUUUUAUUGUUGUUCAUUAUGUAAAAUAUUAAUUUAAAAUAGUGUCCUCCUUUUUGCGCUAGCUGUACUAGUUUAAAUUUAUGUUCAGAUUCAAGUUAUACUAAUUCUAAUUGUGGUAGUAAUUAAUAUUUAGAAUUUGAUUCACAAACUUAAGAUUACACUUGCAAAAACUGCAAUUAAUCUGGAUGUAAUACUUGUACAAAUGCAGAAAAAUGUACUUAAUGUGUUAAUAAUAAAUUUAUUUUAUAAAAUGGAAUUUGUUUAUGCAAUCCAUUUACAUUCUUAUAAAGCAAUAAUUGUUUAUCAUGCAAUAAAUAUUGUGAAAAUUGUUAUGGUAAUUCUUAAUAAAAUUGUCUUACUUGUGUAAAGGAAUNUCCUGCUAUUUUAAUUUAGGGAUAACUUUAGGAUAAAACUGAAUCUUGGGGGUUAAGAAAUUUCACUGUUGACACAGGAUUUUGUUAAGAAAAUUGUUUGGUUUGUACUGAUUUUUAUACUUGUGGAUAGUGUAAUACAACAUAUAAAUUAUAUAAAAAUAAAUGUGUACAACAGUCUUGUCCCAUCCAUUCAUCUAAUUGUAUAGACUAUGAAGAUUUAAUUCCAUGUAAUUUUAUUUUUUUAUUAAUUAUUAGAUUCUAGAUAUAUAGCAAAAGGAUUUUAUGAUUUAAAUAUGACUUAUCAAGAAAUCUUAAAAUUUUAUGAUUCUUUUACAGAAUCAUCUAGUAGUUUUUCAACAUCAUAGACAUUUUCUUUUUUAAAUAAUAAAAUAGUAUUAGGUGGUUUAUUGGUUUGGAAUAAUGGUAUAUUUUCUAAGUCUUGGUCAAUAUAGAAGCCUCAUUAUGCUGUCACUGUUUAUUUUAAUUUAACAUAUGGAGAUGAUUACACAGGAUCAUUUUAUUAUAAAAUAGGUUUAACUAGCGCAUCUUUUCAAGGACCCUUUCUUAAACCUAGUGGAGGAUAAAAUUUGACAGGUCUAGCAGGUUUAGAAAGCACACGUUUUUUUAAUGUUAGUUUGACAAACUUUUAUUCAAGUAGUCUCUAUGUUGAAUUUUAAUGUUAAGUAUCAACUCCAAAUAUUACAAAAGAAUUCUGUGCAAUAUCAGAAUAUUUUAUUGUUGUUCAUUAUGUAAAAUAUUAAUUUAAAAUAGUGUCCUCCUUUUUGCGCUAGCUGUACUAGUUUAAAUUUAUGUUCAGAUUCAAGUUAUACUAAUUCUAAUUGUGGUAGUAAUUAAUAUUUAGAAUUUGAUUCACAAACUUAAGAUUACACUUGCAAAAACUGCAAUUAAUCUGGAUGUAAUACUUGUACAAAUGCAGAAAAAUGUACUUAAUGUGUUAAUAAUAAAUUUAUUUUAUAAAAUGGAAUUUGUUUAUGCAAUCCAUUUACAUUCUUAUAAAGCAAUAAUUGUUUAUCAUGCAAUAAAUAUUGUGAAAAUUGUUAUGGUAAUUCUUAAUAAAAUUGUCUUACUUGUGUAAAGGAAUAUUACAGAGGAAUCUAAUUUAAUUAAUGUUCAUGUUUGCCUGGAUAUUAUGAUGAUGGAAUAAAUUUACCAUGUCUUCCUAUUUGUGGAGAUUAAUUAGUAGUAGAAUAUGAAGAUUGUGAUGAUGGUAAUAACAAUCCCUUUGAUGGUUGCCAUAAUUGUAAAUUUGCUUGCAAUUUUGCAUGUGAUAUUUGCUUCAAUGGAAAAUGUUAUUUAUGUAAAAGUGGUUAUGAAGUUUAUAAUAAUGACUGCCGAUCAAUUUGUCAAGAAAAGGAUCUUACCUUGUUAUAAUAAUGCACAACAGACUCAAAAAACUGUGUAAAUUGUUAAUUUGUAUGCUCUAGCAAUUGUAUAAAUUGUGAAUUUGGAAUAUGCCUAAAAUGUGAUGAAGAAAAAGGAUGGUACGUUUAAUUUGAUGGUUCAUGUAAUUCUAUUUGUGGAGAUGGUAUAGUUACAAGUUUAACUGAAAUGUGUGAUGAUGGAAAUUCUAAUCCAUCAGAUGGAUGUAAUUAUUGUUAAUAUUCUUGUGAUAUAUUUUGUCUUACCUGCAUAAAUUCUGUAUGUAUAAAUUGUUUAGAUGGUUAUUAAUUAAUAUAAAAUAAAUGUAUUCCAAAAUGUUAAGAUGCGAAUUCAGUAUUUCCUGAAUAAUGCGAAGAUGGAAAUAUUGUACCUUUUGAUGGCUGCUUUAAUUGUUAAUUUUAAUGUUCAGAAAAUUGUAUAAAUUGCUAAUUUGGUAUUUGUUACAAAUGUAAUGAAUUAAGUGGUUGGUACUUAUAAGAGGAUGGAUAAUGUAAAAGUAUUUGUGGAGACAACAUACUUGUUUUUGAAAAUGAAGAAUGUGAUAAUAAUGAUAUUGAUUCUGUUUGUAAUUAAUGUUAGUUUAUUUGUGAUUCAAAUUGCUAAUAAUGUUAUAGAGGAUUAUGUUUAGUUUGUAUUCAAGGAUAUAAAUGGGAAUAUAUAACAUAAAAAUGUAUAAUAAUAUAACAAGAUGGAUGUUAAUUAAAUUGUUAAUAAUCUUGUACAUUAUGUAUUUAAGAUGGUUGUUUAGAAUGUAAUACAAUUGGAUGGUAUUUAGAUGAGUAAAAAAAAGAAUGUAAAACUAUAUGUGGAGAUGGAAUUACUGUGCUUAAUUAUGAAGAAUGUGAUGAUUUAAUUGAUGAAACUUGCUAUUUAUGUAAAAAAAAGUGUUAAAAUUCUUGUUUAUUCUGUUAGAAUGGUAAUUGUAUGAAUUGUAAAAAAGGAUGGGUUUUAUUCAUAGACAAAAAAUGUUAUCCUUUAUCUGGAGAUUCAUAUAUAGUAGGAGAUGAACGAUGCGAUGAUAAUAAUUAAAUAAUGUAUGAUGGUUGUUAUCUAUCAUAAAAUUAAUGUUAAAUAUCAUGUAUUUUAUGUUAAUUUGGAAAAUGCAUUUAAUGUAGUAAUGGAUAUCAUAAUGUCAAUAGUAAAUGUUAUGAAAUCUUGAAUGAUGGAUUAGUAAUGGGAAAUGAAUAAUGUGAUGAUAUGAAUUUAUUAGCAUAAGAUGGUUGUUUUCAUGGCUAAUAUGAUUGUCCUAAAUAUUGUGAACAUUGUUUUCAAGGUUAAUGUUUAUAAUGUAAUUAAAUCUCAAAUUAACUUGAUAUACUUACUAAUUAAUGUUUAUCAUAAUGUGGAGAUGGAUAUUUAACAAAUUAAGAAUAAUGUGACGAUGGAAAUAACACUUCAUAAGAUGGUUGUUAUGAAUGUAAAUUUUAAUGUAAUUAAUUUUGUGAGAUUUGUGAAAAUGGAAUAUGUUUAGAAUGUUAAUUUGGAUAUUCUUUAGAUUAAAUAAAAAAUAUAUGUAAUAGUAUUUGUGGAAAUGGUAUUAUUACCCAGGAUGAAUAAUGUGAUAAUGGUGAUUUACAAUUAUUUAAUGAAUGUUCGAAUUGUAAAGUCUAAUGCCAAGAAUAAUGUAUUAUAUGUGUUGAUGGAUAAUGUCUUGAAUGCAUAUAAGAUGGUUGGUAAUUAAAUUUAAUUGAAAUGAAUUGCUAACCAAUUUGUGGAGAUUUAAUAGUAUUAGGUAAUGAACAAUGCGAUGAUGGUAAUGAUGUAGAGAAUGAUGGUUGUGCUAAAUGUUUUUUUAAAUGUUAAGAUGAAUGUACUUUGUGUGAAUUUGGAGUAUGUAGAGAGUGUGAUUAUUAAGGUUGGUAACUUAUUAUUAAUGAAUGUUUUCCAAUAUGUGGAGAUUAUUUAGUUUUAGGGAAUGAAGAAUGUGAUGAUGGAAAUCUGAUUCGUUCAGAUGGAUGUUUCGAAUGUAAAUAUUUAUGUUAAGAUUAAUGUACUGAUUGUGUAGGUGGUUAUUGUAAAGCUUGUGACGUUAGUGGUUGGGAACUUAAUAAUAAUAAUAUUUGUGUUACUGUAUGUGGAGAUGGUAUUUUAAUUAAUUUAAAUGAAUAAUGUGAUGAUGGUAAUGAUAUUCCAUAUGAUGGUUGUUAUUUAUGUGAAUUUUAAUGUGAAUAAUUAUGUACAUUAUGUGAAUUAGGAAUAUGUUAUGAAUGUAAUUAAUUAGGAUGGAUUAUCAAAGAUAAUAAAUGUACUCCUUAUUGUGGUGAUGGUCUUGUUAUUGGAAAUGAAUAAUGUGAUGAUAUGAAUUCUAUUGCAAAUGAUGGAUGUUAUGAAUGUAAAUUUAUGUGUGAUUAAUAUUGUACUGAUUGUGAAGAUGGCAUUUGUAAAGAAUGUCCUAUUGGAAUGCAUCUUUUUGGAUUAUUCUGUUAAUCAAAAUGUGGAGAUGGAUAUCAUCUUUAAAUGUUUGAAUAAUGUGAUGAUGCAAAUAAUGAAAAUGGAGAUGGAUGCAAUUCAUAAUGUCUUAUUGAAGAAGAUUGGAUAUGCAUUAGUCAUUUAAAUACUUUCUCUAUUUGCUCAUUUGAAAAAAAACCAGAUUUCUCUUUAAUUCUCCUUAAAUCUAAUGCUUAUGGAAUUUACAAUAUCUAAAUUGUAUUUAAUGAAAAAGUUAAGUUCUCACCACAUAUUAAUAAUAAUUUAACUGAUUAUAUUCAAACUAAUAUUCUUGGUCUUGAAUAUCAAGAUUAUAAUAUUCAUAUGACUAAUGAACUUACAAUAUCUUAUGAUCAAGUUUCCUAAUUAGAUUUUAAAUUUGAAGUUUUACUUCUCAAAUCUAUUGAACAUCCUAUUUUUUAAAUAAUAUUUCUCAAUGAUCCUAUCCUAUCUGAAUUCAACUAAACACUUAGCAAAAACGAACAAACUAUUUAAUUAUAAACUCCUAUUGUCUUAACAUCUUAGCAAGUACUUAUUGCCUAAUAAACUUAAAAAUUUAAUUAAGCAGUCAUCAUAUCCUUAGCAAGUGUAUCUUCUAUUUGCUUAAUGACUGGCUAAUCAGAAGUCUUUUGGAAUCUUAUGGAUUAAUUGUAAUACUUAUCAUAUAUCAAGUACAUUAAUAUACAAUUUUCACCUAAUUUGAACAUCUUUUUUGAUGUUUUUCAAUUGAUAACUGUCUCACCAUUAAUUUCUGCUUUAGGUUUCCAAAAAUUUUUUGAUGCUUUAGAUGGAAACGGAAAUUUUACUAUUGAAACUACUAAUAAAUUCUUAUAAGAUGAUAUCAAUGCAUAUUUCCUUUUGAAUUUUGAAAGUUUUUUAUUCUGCUUAAUAACAACAUACAUGAGUUAUUUCACUGCUAAAAUUGCAUAUUAUUUCCUCAAUAAAAUGGGUUAAAAUCAAAUUAAUUGGAUUGGUUUUAAAUUUAGUAAAAUCAUAAUAAGUUCUAGGAAUAAAUUGAAAAUACAAAUAAAAGAAUUCUAUUAUAAUGCUAUCUUAAGAUUACUUCUCUCAAAUUCUUAUGAUAUAUGUUUUGCUUGUGCAAUUCAAAUGUAAUAUUACCCAUAAGAUAAUAAUAAUAUUUAUAUACUAAUCAAUUAUUAUUUUUCAUAUCUAUUUUAUUUUGGAUUUAUUUUAGCUAUCCUAUUUUUGAUGAAUAUUUCUACUAUCCUUUCAAAAUAGACUUCACUCAGGAAUCGUUCCAAGUACCAAGAAAUAUUUGAAGGAAUUAAUAAUAAUAAUAAAAUUUGGACAAUUUAAUAUAACACUGUUUAAAUGAUUAAGAAACUUAUUUUUAUUUCUUUAAUCGUAUUUUUGUAAGACAAUGGAUUAAUUUAAACUUUAAUAAUCUCAUUUUUCCAAUCAGUCUUUUUUACACACUUUAUUCUCAAUAAACCAUUAAAAAAUUAUAAUGAAUAUAUUAAAAUUUUAUUGACAGAAUCAUUAAUAAUUUUUAAUGUAAUUUCAUUUAUCUUUUAUUAUUACAGAAUUGAAUUGGGAUUAACAACAGAAAAUUUAAUAAAUUUAGGAUGGUUGCAUAUUGCUACCUUCUCUUUCAUUUUAACUUUCUCUUUUCUUAUUGACAUCAAAUAGUAAUUAAAAAAACUAAUGAAAUUGAUAGAAAAUUCCAGGAAAAAAGAAGAGUUAUCAUUAGAGCCAAUCUUUUAUUGA